Messenger RNA from Dentiscutata erythropus, 459 nucleotides. Lineage: Eukaryota; Fungi; Glomeromycota; Glomeromycetes; Diversisporales; Gigasporaceae. The record is from the annotation of a GenBank genome assembly.
AUGGCCAUUACGUCCUGCGUUAGAUGUUUGGAUAUAGACUAUAGGUGGUCUCCUUGGGCAUGCGUGCCUCUGGCGAUUCUUCUUUAUGCUGUUUUCCAGGGUGUGUGUAUACCUACUAACGUACAGCCAUUACGUCUUGCGUUAGAUGUUUUGGAAACAGUCUAUAGGUGGUCUCCUUGGGCAUGCGUGUCUCUGGCGAUUCUCCCUUAUGCUGUUUUCCAGUAUACCAUUGACUUUGACAUGCAUCUUUUAUUGAUUUGUAAUUGGUCUGUUGUCAAGUUACUAGAAUAUGUUGAAUCAAAGUCUGAUAUAUCUGAUGAUGUGUUCGAAACCCUUAAAGAAGAAAUAAGAUUAAUUUUGCUAAGUUACAAAAGCAGCUGCAACACUAAUGAAAAUGCAGAAAUCAAAGCGGAAGAAUUUUAUCAAGCUUUGACAAGUCUUUUUCCUCAACCGACGUGA